AUGAGAACCUUUGAAAGUGAGAAAAUUACACGUACGGCAUUAAAACACCUAAAAAACUAAAAAUUAUAUGAAAUAUUCUUGCUCAAAGAGAGGGUGGCUCUAUUAUAAAAAGAAUCAGAAACCAUAUAGCAAAGAGCGAAUCCAUUUAAGUCUAAACUACUAAAAAAUGUAGAGGAAUCAAAAAGGCUCUAUGAAGAUAUAAAAUAGAAAGUAUUUUUACUCAUUAUAAGGAAUAAGAAUAUAAAUAAUUCAUUUAAAGUGAAAAGGAAAAAGAAUAUAAUGAGAAAAGAUAGAAAAAGGAAAUGAUUCAGUGUUUUUCAAAUGAAGCAUUAAAGUUCGCUCGAGAGCAUGCCUAAAUGGAGAAGAAAGAAUAAGCCUUUAAAAUAAAAUAUAUUCAUCAACAAGAUAAACUAAAAAUAAAAAUGAAUAAGGAUUAGCAAAUUCAUGAAAAAUAAAUAAAUAGGUAUUUCAAAAGUUUAAUAUAAAUAGAUUAUAAGUGAUAAACUUGGAAAAACAAGGUUAGAAGAAAAUUAAAGAAUAUUAGUAAAAUAGGUAAUAAACAUUUUAGAAUAUAAAUUACAUUGAAAAGUCUUUAAUAUAAUAAGAAUUAGAUAGUAAAGAUCAAGAACUAAAAGCUCUUGAAGAAUUAGAAAUGAGAUAUCUACAAAAAUUGUAAUAAAGCAAAUCUUAAUAGCUCUAAUUUAAAAAUUAAAUCAAGGAUGCUAUGGAACUUAAAAUUGAGGAUUAUAAAAAGAAAUACCCAAAAAUAGGGAAAUGAGGAUGAAAC
Molecule: messenger RNA, 787 nt
Organism: Paramecium octaurelia
Lineage: Eukaryota; Ciliophora; Oligohymenophorea; Peniculida; Parameciidae
Source: the annotation of a GenBank genome assembly